Molecule: messenger RNA, 1935 nt
Organism: Symbiodinium necroappetens
Lineage: Eukaryota; Dinophyceae; Suessiales; Symbiodiniaceae
Source: the annotation of a GenBank genome assembly
AUGCAGAACGAGUUCACCUUUAAGGUUGACUUGUGCCGCACAGGAGACACACCACUGGGCAUAGACUUGAUCCUCGCCAAAACCAAACUGGAUGGGAGUUUGUUGGUGGUGGAGAAGGUAAGGCCUGGCGGCUUGAUUGAGGAGUGGAAUCGUAAAUCUGUCGGGCCAUAUCGCGUUCAAGCAGGAGAUUUGAUCGCGAGUGCCAACGGCGUGCAAGAUGAUGCAAAUGCUAUUUCCAAUCUUUUGCGCAAUGCUCAAGACACACUUCGCAUCACCGUGCUGCGCAAGCAGCUCCUGGAUUCACAGUUUCUGCCACAGACGCAGGUACCGCAGGUCAUGCCGGCCGAGCAGAGGCCAGGCCUGCAGAGGUUCGAGUCUGCAGUGGGCUCUAGGACCGUAGCAAACGCACAGAAUCAAGGCAUGAGCCAAGGCAUGGGUCAGCAGUUCGGCCGAAUGGGCAUGGCGCCUCCCGCGACAACAGCGCCGUCCAUGGAGGUGCCGAGCAAGACAGGUCCCGAAGGCUUCACCUUCGAGGUGACUCUCCAUAAGCCCUAUGGAGCAUAUCUAGGAAUUGACAUGCUUCCGGCACCCGAGCUUGCGUGCUUGAUGGUCAAACAGGUCUUCCAGGGAGGCGUAGUAUUCGCAUGGAACUGCCAGUGUGAAGGCAAUGCCUUCACUAUUCAACCCGGGGACUACAUCGUGCGUGUGAACAGCGUUUUUAGCGAUAUAAAGGCCAUGAUGGAAGAGAUGAGGGCGAAGUCUGAGCUCCUGGUCACCUUGAUGAGGAGGAGGACAUCUGACACUUCCAGAAAGGGUGGGAAGGCCUUCCUGGGCGGCGGUGGCAGCGAUGCCGGACGGGGGCUUCAAAUGCCGGAUGCGCUCUCAAUGCCAAGCUCCCGGCUUUCGCAGCUAGGUGGAGCCAGCGAGGACCUCGGGGCCAAUUACUGGCAGCAGGAGAGUCAGAGUCAGAGCCUUCCAGCAGGCCAGCCUUUCACGUUUCAGGUGGACAUCGAGAAGCCCCUGGGCCGUAAGCUUGGUGUCGAUGUGAUGCUCGUGACUGGGCCUGGCUCAUGUGGCUUGCUAGUUGGGCAAGUAGCUCCAGGGAGCUACGUAGAUCAGUGGAACCAGCGCAACCAAUGGCCACUAAAGAUUCAGAAGGGGGAUCUCAUUGUUGCUGCCAACGGCAUCAACGCGUGGACCUCCUUGCCAAGGAUGGCUCAGGAAUUCGACGUUGAUGUUCAGCGGGUAUGUUUCACUGUACAGCGUUCGGGUGCUGCAAUGCAGAGUUCGGCACCACGAAGCUCUUCUUCCGUGACUUCACCCCCGAUGCAGCCCGGUAUGUCGGCUAUGACUUCGCCGGCACUCGAUGCGCCCGUAGAGAACAGUUGGUGGCAUGGCAUGUCUGGGAUGGCUCCUGGCAACUGGGUCAAGCCGCUGGGGACGUCACCCGUGCCCCAGGAGAGGCCAAGCAAGUCUGGCAUCCAGCCCGUGCAGCUAAAUGUCACUGGCCGCAGCGGCUACAUGCAGUCCUUACCUGCACCGGACGUGCCCGACGAUUUGGUGAUGCCUCCAGGUUUGGCCGCCAGAGCCGGACAGCCUGCGACCAUCCCUUUCGAGAUGCAGUCCAAGGAGACCUCCAAUAAAAUGCCGGCAAAGAUCCCCGAGAUGGCGUCUGCUAUGCCACGAGAAGCGCGAGGGACAGCACUCGAAGUGAACGCGGCUGCAGCUGCUGCGGAUGACGCGGAGGCAACAGCUACAGCCAUGGCGGCAGCAGUGGUCGAGGACCUGGGGUUGCACGACGACCGACAGGAAGCGAAGUCCAAGCUGCCACCGGCAAAGCUUCUCCUUUGCACUUUGCAGCUCGGCGUGAGUCUAUUGAGGCUCCGAGCUUCCCCCGGUCGUCAACAGAGGUUUGGAAAUUCAGGAAGUAGCUAG